AUGGCUGUUGUAACGGAGCCAGCGGCGGAAAAAGGUGGUGAGAUAGUGAAGUCACGUACGGACGAGAGAGAAUAUAGGAGGAUUGUUCUAAAGAACUGUCUUCAGGUGUUGUUAAUCAGUGAUCCAGAGACUGACAAGUGUGCUGCUUCCAUGAACGUUAACGUUGGAUCAUUCUCGGACCCAGAAGGAUUAGAUGGACUAGCUCACUUCCUUGAGCAUAUGCUGUUUUUUGCAAGUGAAAAAUAUCCAGAGGAAGAUAGUUACUCCAAGUACAUCACAGAGCAUGGAGGGAGCACAAAUGCUUACACAUCCAGUGAGGACACAAACUACCAUUUCGAUAUCAACACAGACUCUUUUGAUGAGGCUUUGGACAGGUUCGCACAGUUCUUUAUCAAACCACUGAUGUCGGCUGAUGCUACCAUGAGGGAGAUCAAGGCUGUUGACUCUGAGAAUCAGAAAAACUUGUUGUCUGAUUCUUGGCGUCUGCGUCAGUUACAGAAGCAUCUAAGUAGAGAAGAACACCCUUAUCAUAAAUUUAGCACAGGUAACAUGGAUACUCUUUAUAAACGACCUGAAGCAAAAGGAGUGGAUACAAGGAGUGAGCUACUUAAAUUCUACGAUGAGCACUAUUCUGCCAACAUCAUGCAUCUGGUUGUUUAUGGCAAGGAAAACCUUGAUAAAAUUCAUGGCCUAGUGGAAGAGUUGUUCCAGGAAAUUCGAAAUACCAAUAAAGCCAUCCCUACAUUUCCUGGUCAACCGUGUACUCCAGACCAUUUACAGGUUCUUGUGAAGGUUGUUCCCAUAAGACAGUAUCAUGAGCUUAGUGGUUCAUGGCCUAUAACUCCUACUAUCCAUCAUUAUGAAGAAGCACCAUCCAGAUACCUUAGUCAUCUAAUUGGUCAUGAAAGCGAAGGAAGUUUGUUUCAUGCCUUAAAAAUCUUGGGAUGGGCAACGGGACUGUAUGCUGGUGAAGUAGGCACGAUGGAUUAUUCUUUCUUCAAUGUUUCCAUUAAUCUUACAGAUGCUGGCCAUGAGCACAUGGAAGAUAUUAUAGGGUUAUUGUUCAGACACAUAAAACUUUUACAACACUCUGGUGUUCCCCAGUGGAUUUUUGAUGAGAUGGCAGCUAUCUCUGAGACAAGUUUUCAUUAUCAAGCCAAAACACACCCAAUUUAUUAUGCAACGGGUAUUUCAUCAAAAAUGCGGAUAUACCCAACCAAGCAUUGGUUGGUUGGAUCAUCACUGCCUUCGAAAUUUAAUCCAGCUAUUGUGCAAAAGGUUCUAGAUGAGCUUUCUCCCAGUAAUGUCCGAAUCUUUUGGGAGUCAAACAAAUUUGAAGGAGAAACUGACAAGAUUGAGCCAUGGUAUAAUACUCCAUAUUCUCUUGAGAAGAUAACAAAAUUCACCAUUCAGGAAUGGGAACAGUCUGCCCCUGAUGUAAACCUGUUUCUACCAAUACCUAAUGUCUUCAUUCCUACAGAUUUGUCACUAAAAGAUGUAAAAGAUAAGGAAAAUUUUCCUGUUAUGUUGAGAAAGACAUCAUUCUCAAGACUUUGGUAUAAGCCUGAUACAAAGUUCUUCAGACCAAAGGCAUAUGUCAAGAUGGAUUUCAACUGCCCCCUUGCAGUCAGUUCUCCUGACGCUAUAGUUCUUUCCAGUAUCUUCGUUUGGUUGCUAGAGGACUGUUUGAAUGAAUAUGCUUAUUAUGCUCAGGAUGCUGGUCUUUACUAUGGAUUAAGUCUUUCAGACAAUGGAUUUGAGCUCUAUCUUGGUGGCUUUAAUCACAAAAUGAGGAUCUUGUUGGAGGCUGUCAUUGAAAAGAUAGUAAAGUUUGAAGUUAAACCUGAUAGGUUUUCUGUUAUCAAGGAAAUGGACACAAAGGCAUACCAAAACUGCAAAUUCAGACAACCAUAUAGUCAAGCAAGUAGCUGCUGCUCACUGGUAUUAGAGGAUCAAACCUGGACUUGGGCAGAGGAACGAGAUGCUCUUUCACAUAUGGAAGCUGAAGACUUAGCAAAUUUUGUUCCAAUGAUGUUGUCGAGGGCAUUUGUUGAGUGCUAUAUAGCAGGAAAUGUUGAGAAGGAUGAAGCUGUGUCAAUGGUGAAGCAUAUUGAAGAUGUUCUUUUUAAUUGCCCAAAACCUAUUUGUCGACCGUUGUUUCCUUCCCAGCUUCUGACUGAUAGGGUUGCAGAGCUUGGAACAAGAACCAAAUACUUUUACCAUCGAGAAGGCUCAAACCCCAAAGAUGAAAACUCUGCCCUGGUACAUUAUAUUCAGGUUCAUCAAGAUGAAUUUUCCAUGAACGUGAAACUUCAGCUUUUCUGUCUCAUUGCAAAGCAAGCCACAUUUCACCAGCUCAGAACGGUCGAGCAACUUGGUUACAUCACUUCACUUUCUCGGAGGAAUGAUUCUGGCGUCCACGGUCUAGAGUUCACUAUCCAGUCUUCAGCUAAGGGUCCUGGACAUAUUGAUGCAAGGGUCGAGUCACUACUCAAGGACCUUGAGAGUAAAUUUUACAAUAUGAGCGAUGAAGAAUUCAAGAGAAAUCUAACAGCUUUGACAGAUAUGAAACUUGAAAAACACAAGAACUUGUCAGAAGAAUCUCGGUUUUACUGGGGAGAGAUUCAGAACGGGACACUCAAAUUCAACCGCAUAGAAGCAGAGGUGGCUGCACUGAGAGAGCUAAAGAAAGAAGAACUGAUAGGUUUCUUUGACGAGUACAUAAAAGUUGACGCACCAAGAAAGAAAUCGAUGAGCAUAUGCGUUUAUGGAAGGCAGCACCUGAAGGAAAUGGAGUCUGACAAAGCCAAAGUUGUAUCCCCAUGCAUAGAAAUUGAAGAUAUUGUUGGUUUCAGAAAUUCUCUACCUCUUUACAGGUCUUUGAGAGGAUGAACCCAGCUGAAACUUUGAGGAAGUACCUAACUAAAGGAUAUACACAAACACUCGUCUGUAUUCAUCUUAUUGUUACAGAGUUUGAUCAUACACAAAAACAGAGUUUUAUUCAGAAACAGAGUUUUAAGAUAAUUUGGUUAUGGAUGAAACUUUU
Messenger RNA from Eruca vesicaria subsp. sativa (arugula), 3046 nucleotides. The record is from the annotation of a GenBank genome assembly. NCBI's taxonomy places the organism in Eukaryota, Viridiplantae, Streptophyta, Magnoliopsida, Brassicales, Brassicaceae.